Symbiodinium natans is the source of this 1875-nucleotide messenger RNA. Lineage: Eukaryota; Dinophyceae; Suessiales; Symbiodiniaceae. The record is from the annotation of a GenBank genome assembly.
AUGGAUACCGUGAGUGGCCUUGGAAGCGUCUACAAGCAAUUGGCGCAGACGCAGCCUGACGAUCCAGCUGUGUUGGACAAAGCCGGCACCUGGAGCUACGCGCAGUUGUGGGAUGUUGCGGGACGCAUCUCCAGCUUCUUCGCCGCCAGAGGUUUGCAUCGUGGUUCGCAGGCCUCUCCGAAGGAAUUCGCCCCAAGACCUAUUGCGAUUUUUCUGAGACAAGGUCGGGAGUGGUAUGCAACUUGCAUUGCAGCAUGGCUGUUAGGCAUACCCGUUGUUGCGUUGAGCAACGAUCUUCCAAGUGGGAAAGCUGAAGCUGAGAGGGUUGCGCGGGUCGCGAGAGAGCUGCGGCCACUGGCCCUGAUCUCGGACGAUUCUGCAUUCGAAGUCCCAGGUUUGCCGGCUGACUGUUUGAGGCUCUCGCUGGAAGAUGUGCGAAGAGCGUUGGCAGACCCUGCACAUGCAAGCGCGAACUUGACGGCGGAUGUGUCUCCAACAUCGGUGCUGUGCUAUGUUUUCACUGGCGGGACGACGCGCCACAGCAAGUGUGUAGCAGUGACCCACGGAAUGGCCUUGUGGGAGAUACAACACUACAAGACGGCCUUGCGGGGGUUGGCAGGCAAGAAUGACAGGAUGCUGCAGUACUCGUCGGCCUACUGGGGUGCGGCGAUCUUCGGGCAAGCGGAUCUUGCCUUGGCCUUUGGUGCAUGCAACGUGAUCAUCCGGGCCAACGGGCCCGAGGAGAUUGCCGACAUCUGCUCCAAGUACCAGGUUUCGGUCUUGGGCAUCGUUCCUUCUCAGUUGCGCGGAGCUUGGCCUGGUGGAGCAAGCACAAGGCCAAGAAGCCUAAGAGUACUCGUCGCAUGGGCGGAGAAGCUUCAACCCAAGUUGGCCAAGGAAUGGCUUCGGCACCUGCCGGUCAUCGAGUUGCUCAUUGCCUCUGAGUAUUGGCUCUGUCUUUCAUCGACUUGCCAGAUAUGGAGGGAUCCCGUCGACGGCAUGGAGCGUCAUGUUCUGGAACCUCUGCCUGAGCUGGAUUUCAAGCUGCUGAAGGAAGAUGGCUUGGAGGCACAAGAGCAAGAGAGUGGUGAAUUGUUCUUAGCUGGCCCGACGGUGUUUGCGGGCUACGUGGGUGCGGACGGCAGACUCGGUUGUACGAGCUUUCAGCACUUUAAUGCGAAGCAGUACUACGGUACCCGGGAUCGUCUCAAGCGGGUGCCUGGUGGUCUCGUUUACCUGGGCCGAACAGACUCGUUGACAAAGGCUGGUGGUGCGUGGCAGGAUCUCGAAGCCGUCGAGACCGCGGCCGCCGAAGUUCCUGGUGUUUCGGCAGCAGCUCUUGUAGCCUGCGACGGAAGCACAGACGCCUACUUGGUCUUGGAAGACACACGUGAUGCCGCUGGACAUGCUCGGGAGGGGUCGCCGCUGAACGUGGUGCUUGACAGGGCCAUGCAGAAGUUGAAGCCCGUCACCACCUCAAGACCUCACAUCUGGGCACGGCUGCCUUUGCAUCCGGCCACCAGCAAAGUGAAUCGUCAGGAGCUUCUUGCACAGAGUAGUGAUCGUGCUGCGCGCGAGACGCAGUGGCAUGAGAAGCUGCAGAGCCUUCAGCGGCGGAUGCUAAGAGGCUACGCGGCAUGGCAUGCCUUGCUUGCGGUGCUGAUGCUCUUCCGAGCCUGCCUGGACCUGACUUCGUCUCUCACGGGGUCGCUGACGGCCUCAGACCUGCUGUUCGACCUGCUGGCUCGGGCCAUCCUUCUGCCGUAUGCAUGGGGAGUGCUCCUCUAUGUCUGGUAUGGCACCAGCAAGAAGGCCUCGCAGGGCUGGCAUUGGCAAGCAGUGUAUGGUAAGGUUUGCGCGGCAAGUGGAAUCUGA